Messenger RNA from Trichomycterus rosablanca, 1907 nucleotides. RefSeq names its product zinc finger protein 271-like. NCBI's taxonomy places the organism in Eukaryota, Metazoa, Chordata, Actinopteri, Siluriformes, Trichomycteridae. Gene Ontology annotation, molecular function: DNA-binding transcription factor activity, RNA polymerase II-specific; RNA polymerase II cis-regulatory region sequence-specific DNA binding. The record is from RefSeq and is a predicted model, not a curated record. Gene Ontology annotation, biological process: regulation of DNA-templated transcription. The transcript is spliced from 3 exons. The annotation marks the transcript as partial.
GGAGAGAAACCAUAUCACUGCUCAGAGUGUGGAAACAGUUUUGCUGAAUUUAGUACCCUUCUAAAACACCAGCGUAUUCACACAGGAGAGAAACCGUAUAACUGCACUGAGUGUGGAAAGAGUUUUAUUCAAAGUAGUGACCUUAAAGUACACCAGCGUCGCAUUCACACUGGAAAGAAACCGUAUCAGUGUUCACAGUGUGGGAAGAGUUUUAAUCAACAGGGUAAUCUCAGAAUACACCAGCGCAUUCACACUGGAGAAAAACCUUAUCAGUGCUCACAGUGUGGAAAGAGUUUUAAUACAAAGAGUGAGCUUAAAAUACACCAGCGCGUUCACACUGGAGAGAAACCGUAUCAGUGCUCACAGUGUGGAAAGGGUUUUAAUCAACAGGGUAAUCUCAGAAUACACCAGCGCAUUCACACUGGAGAGAAACCUUAUCAGUGCUCACAGUGUGGAAAGAGUUUUAAUACAAAGAGUGUGCUUAAAAUACACCAGCGCGUUCACACUGGAGAGAAACCGUAUCAGUGCUCACAGUGUGGAAAGAGUUUUAAUACACAGAGUGAUCUGAAAAGACACCAGCACAUUCACACUGGAGAGAAACCAUAUCAGUGCUCACAGUGUGGAAAGGGUUUUAAUACACAGAGUGAUCUGAAAAGACACCAGCACAUUCACACUGGAGAGAAACCAUAUCAGUGCUCACAGUGUGGAAAGGGUUUUAAUACAAAGAGUGCUCUCAAAACACACAAGCGCAUUCACAGUGGAGAGAAACCGUAUCAGUGCUCACAGUGUGGAAAGGGUUUUAAUCAACAGAAUAAUCUCAAAAAACACCAGCGCAUUCACACUGGAGAGAAACCAUAUCAGUGCUCACAGUGUGAAAAGAGUUUUAAUACAAAGAGUGAGCUCAAAAUACACCAGUGCAUUCACAGUGGAGAGAAACCAUAUCAGUGCUCACAGUGUGAAAAGAGUUUUAAUACAAAGAGUGAGCUUAAAAUACACCAGCGCAUUCACACUGGAGAAAAACCAUAUCAGUGCUCACAGUGUGGAAAGAGUUUUAAUGUACAGAGUCAUCUAAAAAGACACCAGCGCAUUCACACUGGAGAGAAACCAUAUCAGUGCUCACAGUGUGGAAAGAGUUUUAAUCAACAGAGUUAUCUCAAAAAACACAAGCGCAUUCACACUGGAGAGAAACCAUAUCAGUGCUUACAGUGUGGAAAGAGUUUUAAUACAAGGAGUAAGCUUAAAAUACACCAGCACAUUCACACUGGAGAGAAACCAUAUCAGUGCUCACAGUGUGGAAAGAGUUUUAAUAUACAAAGUAAUCUCAAAAAACACCAGCGCAUUCACACUGGAGAGAAACCGUAUCAGUGCUCACAGUGUGAGAGAAGCUUCAAGUGCCUGAGUGCUCUCAAGAUACACCAGCGCAUUCACACUGGAGAGAAACUGCAUCAGUGGUCACAGUCUGGAAAGAGUUUUAAUGGACAGAGUAAUCUCAAAAUAAACCAGCGCAUUAACACUGGAGUGAAAGCGCAUCAGUGCUCACAGUGUGUAAAGAGUUUUAAUAUGAAGAGUGAGCUCAAAAAACACCAGCGCAUUCACACUGGAGAAAACCAUUAUCUGCUUCCGGAAUCAGAUACUAACAGAGUCUGUACUAGAUUGGAGGAAGUACGCAGUGCUUUCAGUACAGAAGUACCAACACCCCUACGUACUACGUCCGCCAUCUUACCAACGUCAAGUAAUGAUGUGAUGAGGUAAUAUCGCCAUGGUUACAGACCCCCAUAGUUACAGACAAGCCCCACUUGCCAAAUUUUUGGAUAUUUAUCGUCUUUUUGUGCUAAUCAUAACGUUAUUUAGGGUUGUACACAAUAAUAACAUUUUUAUUUUGUUUAUCUAAACCGAGGACUCUCCGU